GCAUUGUCGCAGAUAUUGUGAUGCAGAAGGCUUUGCAACAAAUCCUGACCACAGGAGAGCGUCCCCUGAGGAUAGAUUUCAUCCGAAAAUACGUUGAUGAUCUCCUCCUCGCAGUGCACAAGGACGAUGUAUGCAGGAUACUGGAGAUUUUCAAUGCCUUCCACACACGCAUCCAAUUCACCAUGGAGAUUGAGGAGCAGGGAACACUGGCAUAUCUAGACCUCAGAAUCCACCGUAUGGAGGGAGGACAGAUGUACACUACCUGGUACUCAAAGCCAUGCGCAUCCCAUCGAAUGUUGAAUUACAGUAGCGCACACUCAAAACGAACUGUCAUAAAUGUAGCAAGAAAUUUUAUUAGAAGGGUGACCUCCCUGACCACAAAACCGGGGGUAAACAAUACAGGCACCAUCGAGGAGAUACUGAAGCUCAAUGAUUUCCCACGGAGGGUGAUCAACCAUCUCAUGAGGCGGGAAACCGUGGACAGGGAUGUGGAGAAUGCCACUGAAUCCGGCAGGAGAGGCACACAAUGUCAGUACUUCCCAAUCACAUACAUGCCGGGAACGGCAGAAAAGAUGAAAAAGAUAAUCACAUCCACCACGGGAUGUGGAGUUGCCUUCUCUGUGUCCGGGAAGAACAACAGAUACUUCUCCCGCGUAAAAGACCCAGUACCAAAGCUCUCCAGGUCAGGUGUGGUGUACUCUAUUCCAUGUGCAGACUGCCCAAAACGCUACGUGGGUCAAACAAAACAAUAUUUAAAAAUGAGAAUAGCACAACAUAAAAGAUCAUGCAGGGGACCGGAAGUGACUGGCGAACAGGAUGGGCAGGAGGAGGACAAUAAAACAGCACUAUGGAAGCAUUGGCAUACCACUGGGCAUAUGUUCAAAUUCGAUGACGUGGAGAUCCUGGAUACCCAAAGACACUACACAAGGCGUCUGAUCACAGAGAUGCUCCACAUACAAGAGAAUCUUCCCCUGCUGGUGAAUUCCAGGAGGGAUGUGGAGAGGCUCAGCAGUGUCUACACAAAUCUCAUCGCGCUAAACAAAACAUCAACAAAUAGACGGAGGGGAAGGCAAACUCAACGAAACACAUCGAUGAAUGAACGUCAAAUGGAAAGGGGAAAUGACACAGCGGAGAAUUGAAUUAUUCACAGUGACAGAGGCCGUUAAAAAUAGUUUCUCCGCCAAACAAAGAGAAUUAACACAAAUUGUACAAGAAAAGUAGGAAAAUUCAUUUAAAACCGAGGAAAAACCACCCCCAUAGAAUCAAAGAUCUCCCUCGCGAUGUUCUAUAGUAAUGUAAAAGUCAGUGACGUUAGACGUGUCCAAAGAAUCUGUUACGACCACUGAAGAAGGCCCGGAUAGGGGUUGAAAGCUUUGGGAAGUACGUCUUUCAUUUGGACGAGAAUCUCUACCCCUGGCGACGACCGGAAAC
Molecule: messenger RNA, 1431 nt
Organism: Lutzomyia longipalpis
Lineage: Eukaryota; Metazoa; Arthropoda; Insecta; Diptera; Psychodidae
Exons: 2
Coding region: 21-1139 (372 amino acids)
Source: RefSeq, a predicted model, not a curated record